Porites evermanni is the source of this 666-nucleotide messenger RNA. Lineage: Eukaryota; Metazoa; Cnidaria; Anthozoa; Scleractinia; Poritidae. The record is from the annotation of a GenBank genome assembly.
AUGGCGAUCUUAAAGGACGAUUCGGAGAGAUCACCCUUUCAUUCUUAUUACAGACCCAGUGUUGAUGAUUUUACCAGCAUACUAGACAGACUGAAGGCAAGACGACUUCAAAGUACACUGGAAUUUUCGAUUUCUCCAACCUGUUUGGAUGAAGGGAACGAAACUAAACAUGAAAAACAAGAACGGCUCCGUCAAGAAGCUCUGCAGAGGGAACAGUACCUUUUGUCGAUGAGGCCAAACAGACAUAUUGUGUUUGCCGCAAAAUUCGCCAAAAUAAAAAACCAAGGUCUCGCCAGGCGAUGCGAAAACCAAGUUCAUACUUGGAGUCAGGAAAUGGAUCGAAACUUUCGAAUUACAAGCACCCACACGAAAGCCUUACAAAAAGAACUUGUACGCUUGCGGAACAGAGAGGAACGUGGCACGAUUCCUCAGUUAAAGCUGUCAUCGUCAAAUGAGAAAUUUUUAAAGUACUCACGCAAAAGUCGCUCAAAGCAAAGCGACCUAAAACUUCCAAAACUUGGAAGGUUCAAAGAUGAAAGUAAUCGUGCGGGGCAUGUGUCUGAUAAAAGUAACGUACAUUAUGCAUCAGGAAAGGCUGAGUUCAGCGAUCAGUCUGUGAUGCUCCCCACUUUGGAAACUGCGCAGCCUCAGAAAGAUGCUGCGUAG